AUGCCCAACUCGAUCAUACGCCGACGAAGCACUCGCACGCCUAGCAUCGACUUUGUCGUGAGCUCUCCCAUCUCCUCCUCCAACCGCAGCUCCAUCAACAGCUCCGCCGCCAUGUCCUCUCCCGAAGCAUCGCGCAAUCGCGGAGAGCAGAUCCUUUCUGCAAAGAAGAAGCUCAAGAGCUAUCGCGCAAAACAAGCCCUCAUGGCUCAGAAGCAGAAGCGCAACUCGGCUACCUUCUCGCACUCGCGAUUCGCUUCCGGCCUUCGCUCCAUCGACGAACCUGUCGCCUCGUCGGCCGUCGCAGUCGCGCUCUCCAACCAGCUCGUCUCGCAAGCUUCCUCCUCGGCAGCAGCCAUCCCCACCUCAUCUCACACACGCACACCAUCGCGAUCCGGACACGCUCGCGGACACUCGCGGGCCGGAAGUAUCUCCAUCACUCCCAAUGCAUUGUUCUCGCAGGCACAAGCGAUCGCCCUCAGCCCUGCUCCUGCCUCCGCGCCGGCACUGGCUCGUCCGAUUUCCAUCGUUGCUCCCCACGCUGGCCACGUCCGAAGCCACUCCCGAACCCACUCGAGGAACUAUUCCCACUCGCGUCCCGUCAGCAUCGCCAUGCUCGGCGCCAAGAAAGACGAGCCCAUUGUUCUUGCCAUCGAGCACCGUGCCGAGCCUGACUUUGUCGAAACCCAAGAUACCCAGCGUCAAUCGCAGCAAUUCCUCGACUCGUCUUCGCUUUUCGGAGGCUCGGCCUCUUCGUCGUCGUCCAACCUUCGUCCGAGUUCCAGCACACCCGCAAAACGCUUGAGCUAUGUCUCGCCCGUCUCUCCAGCGCUCUUCGACCGACCUGCCUCGAACGCUAUAGCGACCGGAGCCUCGCCUUCGCCUGCCGCGCCAGCAGCGCGUCACUCUAGGCGUCUCAGCCGACACGCUCGCACUCCAAGCGUCGCCACCAAACGCGAGAGCAUGGAGAUCAUGGGCGGUGUUGGCGCCGGUCUCGGUCUCGAUAUCACCAACACGAUCUCGCCUCUGCAAUCCCUCGAGUCGUCCAGGCGUCGCAGCUCGCGCAUGUCCAACCUCCCUUCAGCCAGCCUGCUCUUUGGCUCGUCUGAACCUGCUCCUACUCUUACUGCCUCCAACAGCAGCAGCAGCAGCAACGCUGUCAGGAACAGCGUGCGUGCCAGUGGUCAACAGUGGGACUGGAGGAAAGCCAUCGCGGACGCCGUCAACGAAGCCGAGGAAGCGGGUGACGACCGUCUCACUGCUCUCGAGAAGCUCGAGGGUCGCGCAUCGACUGCGCGCAACACACAGUCCACAGACCGUCCGGCCUCUGUCAAUGCCGCGGCAUCGCGUGCCUCGCGCCGUCUCUCUGGCCACAUCAGGACCGAAAGCAUUCAGAUCCCCAACCUCGACGAAAUCCAUCAAAGCGAGCUCAACGAGCGAAGGGCUAGCUGGAAUUCCCAAGCAUUCGACGGCAGUGCCAACGCGCCUGCCUCUGCUUUCGGGUCGCCUUCUGUCCACGCAACAGUCUCGGAUCGUCGAGAAAGCUGGGGUCGCAGCCUUGUUCCUCCAUCGCCUUCUUCGAUGCUUUCUGCUGGCUUUUCGUCUCCGGCCAUGCCAAACGCAUACCUUUCCAGCCCAGGCCGACCCGAGUCGAUGAUGCUGCCCGCAGAACCACCACAACCAGAAGGACUUGGAACACUGAUGGAGGAAGAGGAGGAAGAGGAUGCCACCUCACCGACCCGCGAGCGCACCAGUCUCGAUAUGCCCGCCGACGGUCGCACCGAAGCCGAGGAGGAGCUCCGCAAGCAGCGACGUGAAGAGGAGGACCAGACCGUCAAGCGCAACCGACGCGCGAGCCUGGCGCCCAAGCCUUUGAAGCUCAAGUCUCGCCCGCCCAGCCUCUACCUCGCGCCUUCGCACCGCGUUGGGCUGGUCAGCAGCCCUUCCAUGCCGACCUUGCCCACUUCGCCACAUGUCGCUUCAUCGCUUGCAGACGAGGCUACACCAAGGGCGUCCAUCGCAGCCCUUCCUGAGACGGCAGAUGAUGACGAGAGUCAAAUCUUGGAGAUGCCCGAAGACGCGGACGUGUCGAUCGAGUUGCCCAGUCGCAGCACCACCUGCCCUGACUUUACCUCUCUCGCGGCUGGGUCCGCCGAUGCCGCGGAGUCCGUCGUCGGAUCUGGCGAGAUCGAGGGAGCAGACUCUGGACCCUCUGUCGCAGACAUGGCGAGUCAGGAGCAGCGCCAGCUUGAGGAGCUUCAGCAGCAGAUUCUUCGCGCCCACCGCAACUCGGUCAUCGCGCCUGCCGCUGCCACAGCCGAUUCUGCUUCAGUGUCUUCCAGCGGCAGCAUCUCACGACAAGGCAUGCGCACCCUCCGCUUGGGCAGCCAAGCCAACCUCUCUUCCAUCAUGGAAGCUCCUUCCGCCAGCAGCCCCGUCAUCGGCAAUCCUGCAUCCGCCACAGCCGCCACCGCCACGACGUCAGCACAGCGCCGUCGCAGCCUCAUGAUGGGCUCUCUCUCGACCGUGGCCAACUCUGGUUCGUCCUCCCGCGACAGUGACUUUGUUGCCGCCUUCAGCAACUCGACCGCUUCUUCGAGCCGCGCCGCUCGCCGGUCCUCCAUCAUGUACAAGCCAUCGACCGCGUCCGUGGCCGAGACAGCCUCCCCGCACUCGGCGUCCGACUCGAUCGCCAGCUUCGGUGGGGUGCCGCUCGCCGUCCACGACGAGCUCAAAGUCAGGGCCACCCGUGACGCAGCGCUCUUGGAGUCGACCAAGAAGCAAGUCGAGGUGCUCGAGCGCGAGCUGGCCAACGAGAGCGAGCGAAGUGCCCGGGAGAAGGCCGAGCUGGAGCAGUGGAACAUGGACAAGGAGGAGCACCUCUUCGACCGUGCUCAGCGCGCAGAGACCGCCGCUCGUCAAGCCCAAGACGCCUUCACCGCAGCGCAGGCUGAGCUCGAGCAGACCAAGGAGCACAUGGAAGACCUACAGGCUGAGCGCGAGGUGCUGCAAGACGAUAUCGAGGGCUGGCGCUCGCGCUGCCAGGACCUCGAGAAGACCUUGAAAAGCGAAAAGGUCAAGUCGGACGACAACCGCAAGCUUCGUGCGGCCGCACGUUUGCGCAUCAAGCAGCUCACGGAUGCGCUGGAGAAGAGCGGUGCCGGCGUGCCUGCGGAUGAAUUGGGCGUUCUCGCUGCGCUCGAGAUGCCUCAGCUGGAUGUGGCUGCGGCGCUCAAGAGCCCCAACCUGGGAGCUGCUAGCCCGGUGGUGACCCCUGCGCUCUCGCCUAGCCUGGCAGGCGAGGUGGCUCCCCCUCAGAUUACGAAGCUGCUCGCCGACAUGCGCCAGCAGAUCUUCAACCUGGCUGGCAGCCUCGAGCACGAGCGCAAGCAGCACUUGCACGCACAAGAGGAAGUGGCUCGCUUGCAAGCCCAACAAUCAGCCGUUCCAGAGGCCGAGCUCACCAAGGACACCGCCUCACCCGCCGCCAUCGAGGAAACCAGCUUUGCCUCGGCCGACGACACCCCCGACCUGCCUGCCUCGGUCACCUCGAGCCCCGCCCGCCGCUCGAGCGUGCUCGGCAAGAACAAGCGCCACGUCUUUGCCUACGACUCGAGCAUGGGCAGCUUCAACCAGUCCCAAAGCAGCGCUUCGCUCUCGAUGACCACCAUGACCGACGACACGGUGCACACAGACGCCGACGAGUCGGAUGUGGAGGACUCGUUCUCGACCAAGCUGCCGUGGUCGUCUUCGACGGGCAGCACCAGCGAAUUGGUUGGACUGGGAAUGGGAUUGGGCCGGCUGGACGAGAUCGAGGAGGUAUCUGAAGUGUCGGAGAGCGUCGCGGAGAGCAGCGGGACACUGAGCGCCGUUCCUGACAGCGCCGAAGCGUGGAUCGACAUCGAAGCAGGCGAACCGAGGCAGAGUAUGGAGUCCGAGUCCGGCUUCAGUGCCAACUAUCAAGAUGCCGAAGGUGCGCCUCCUACCCCGGAUCUGUGCCGCUCCAUCGAGCCUGCAUCCACCUCUGCCCCUGCGGUAGGGGAUCGCAGCUCUUCGUCCACCAGCUCGGGGGACAGCCACGCAGCUCCGCCUACCCCCGACGCGCACCCGACGUCGCUCCCGCUCUCUCCUCGACCCGAGUUUCACCGCGAAUGGUCCUUCUCCUGGGCCAAAGUGCGCUCGUCCAAGCAGACACCCACGUGGGAACCCGUGGAGGACUUCUUUGGCAUCCUGUCUUCCGAGGACCCGCUGCCGGCGCUGUCCACUUCGGAGGAGGCGGUGGACCUGCCACCCAUCUCGCUGGCCAACGGGCAGCUGCCUGCCAGCGCAAAGAUUAAUCGUCACGGUCAACCGGUGUUGCCCACCAGCACCACGAGAGCGAGUGUUUUCGGCAAACGACCGCCCGUUGCGCGCUCGGCGUAUCUGCGGGAGAGCUUUGAUGCGACAUCACCGGGCAUUCUCGCCAGCCACCAUUCCAAGCCCAGCGCCUACAGGAUGCAUGAAGCCAAGAGUUCGGCCGCAUCGAGCAUCGCCUCGAUCGGCUCGCGCGCGUUGAGCCGGAUGAGUCUGCAGCACCUCACCGGCGCAUUUAGCGGGUUGAGCGGGUAUUUGACGCAGAACAACACCGCCGUUGCGGCGGCAAAGAUGUGCUCGACGUUGGAGGACGAAGAGGAAGGCAUGGCGGGCGGGUGGAGGUGGGGAAAGGAGGAGCUGCGGUUUGAUGUGCACAGUGCAUCUACCAAGACGAAGCAGGCGGGUUGGGCGGAGAAGGAGCUGGUCAAGGAAAGGAGGUAUGUGAGCAAGGAGAGAGUGGGUCCACCCAAGGGAAUGCCCGUGUGGAUGCUCGACUUCUCCACUACUGCAACCGGCCACAGCGGUCCCGUGUUCAGCUUGUAA
Kalmanozyma brasiliensis GHG001 is the source of this 4893-nucleotide messenger RNA. RefSeq lists its product as uncharacterized. Bases 1 to 4893 code for a protein of 1630 amino acids. The transcript has a single exon. The record is from RefSeq and is a predicted model, not a curated record. NCBI's taxonomy places the organism in Eukaryota, Fungi, Basidiomycota, Ustilaginomycetes, Ustilaginales.